This is a messenger RNA of Chelmon rostratus (copperband butterflyfish), 6649 nucleotides long. RefSeq names its product microtubule-associated protein RP/EB family member 3-like. The transcript has 8 exons. Gene Ontology annotation, cellular component: microtubule plus-end; cytoplasmic microtubule; spindle midzone. Gene Ontology annotation, biological process: regulation of microtubule polymerization or depolymerization; protein localization to microtubule plus-end; spindle assembly. Bases 4494 to 5258 code for a protein of 254 amino acids. NCBI's taxonomy places the organism in Eukaryota, Metazoa, Chordata, Actinopteri, Chaetodontiformes, Chaetodontidae. Gene Ontology annotation, molecular function: microtubule plus-end binding. The record is from RefSeq and is a predicted model, not a curated record.
CUUCGCAGGUGUACUACGGUCAUAGCAUUAGCUUGGGGCUAGUUAUCACCGUUACGUACAGCAGCUGGAAGUAAGUCUGUGCAGCUUGCUGCCGGUAGCCUUGUGACCGCUCAUUGCUGGUCGGAGCUGCGAGGUGCUCGCCCUCUAAGGGCUGCGGCAAGCUGUCCCUCCGGGAGGCGGUGUGUGCGGUUUCACCGGCAUCGCCCCGGGCAGUGAGGUGCUCCUUCCUUCGGAUUAUCCUGCAUCACACGGUUGGAUCCGACUGGUAAAGUACCACUAAUCAGACACAUAUUGUGCUUUGUUGGUGACGGCAGUGUUUUCGUUCCCUCCCCCGGCUUAGUUGUGCUCUGUUACCCUUACAGUUAGCCGCAGUGUGUCCGCUUAAGCUAACUUUAUUAUUUUGUAGCAACUUUGGUUGCACCUGUUUUAUUUAGUAGCUUUACAGUUACGACUUGUUGGUGACGGCAGUGUUUUCGCUCCCUCUCCCGGCUUAGUUAUGCUCCGUUAUCUUUUCAGUUAGCCGCAGUGUGUCCACUUAAACUAACUUUAUUAUUUGGCAGCAACUUGGUUGCACCCGUUUUGUUUAGUAGCUUACAGUGACGACUUGUUGGUGACGGUAGUGUUUUCGCUCCCUCUCCCGGCGUAGUUGUGCUCUGUUAUCUUUACAGUUAACCGCAGUGUAUCCGCUUAAGCUAACUUUAUUAUUUGGCAGCAACUUGGUUGCACCCGUUUUGUUUAGUAGCUUACAGUGACGACUUGUUGGUGACGGUUGUGUUUUCGCUCCCUCUCCCGGCGUAGUUGUGCUCUGUUAUCUUUACAGUUAGCCGCAGUGUGUCCGCUAAGCUAACUUUAUUAUUUGGUGGCAACUUUGUUUGUACCUGUUUUGGCUAGUAAUCUUGCAGGAGCGACCUGUUGGUGACGGCUGUGGUUUCGCUCCCUCUCCCAGCAUAGGUGUGUUUUUUUCUUCGGUCUCAUUACGGUUAGCAGCAGUGCUUUCGCUCGAGCUAAUGUGAUUGUUUUGGCAAGGACCUCUUACUUUGUAGCAUCUCUUUUGAUUUAGAGUUAGCAAUUGCAACUUGAUCGUACCUAUUACAAUGAAUUCUCACUCCUUUACCGCCUGUAUGGCGCCUCUGCAGCCUGAGGACGAACAUGACCUUUGCCCCUCAUGUCUUGGCCUCGAGCACCUGAAGGAGGGGCUGUCAGAGGACCCCUUCAUGAAUUGCAGCUUCAUGACCUUGACCUUGUCUGGUCCAGAGGAUGACAUCCUCUCAACGGCAGUUUCAGCCACUGAGUUUGGGGAUUAUGGGAUCCUGAUGAGGCCUUGAGGCCGAAUGUGAGGUGUCCUUCACCCCAGUGUUGCAUCACUGAUGAUUUACUUUCUAAGGCCUAUGAUGCAGCGGCUCGUAUGGGCCGCAUCGGGAACUCAAUGUCUCACCUCAUGCUCGCCCUCUCAGCCUGCCUUCAAGAGACUACACAGGACACAUCAGCUCAUAAUUUUAGUAAUGCGUCUCUGCAGGCCUUCGCCCUGAUGACCAGGGAGCUAGGGCGUGUGAUGUCCACCCUGGUCCAGGCUCGCCGGCAGGUUUGGCUGGCUCAGUCACCCCUCUCAGAGGCAUGCAGAAGGACCCUUCGCAGCAUCCCGGUGGAGCCAGGAGAGUUGUUUGGGUCGGCCGCUUUAGAGGCACUGGAGACAGACCAGACAGCAGCUCUCAGGUCUCCACAGGAGUGUGCCCCCCCCCCCCCCCCCCGCUCGACCUAGAGGUUCUUCAGCGGUUGUGCAGCGCCGCUCUCAGCCACAGGCUGGCUCUGGUAGCUACCAGAGGCCUCAGCGGCCAGUGCAGCGAGCGGUGCAACGGUCAGUGCAGCAGCCCGCUCGGCGGGCAGCUCAGGAUGUCCGGGCCCCUGUUUGGCAGCCUUCUAGUCAGCCUCCGGCCUUGGAUGUUAACGGGCGCCCCCCCAGAGCCUCCAAAGGCCGGGGGGCCAGGAACUGAAGUUCCGGGGCCGGUUGUCGGCUGCUUUUCCCAGCAACAGCUCAGUUAUUGGGCUGCUUACACCUCGGACCCCUGGGUGGUGUCCAUCCUAGCCCAGGGGUACAAACUGCAGUUCAGACGCUGGCCCCCUGCCUUCAGCCGGGUCAGAAUGACCAUCAUAAGCGACCCGGCAAAAGCCUUAGCCUUGCACCAAGAGCUGUCCGCCCUCCUGGUCAAGGGUGCCAUCGAGCCAGUAGAUCCCCUGUCACAGCCCGGGGGAUACUACUCGACGUACUUUCUGGUGGAGAAGAAAGAUGGCGGAUUUUGCCCCAUCCUCGAUCUCAGGGGCCUCAACAGAUUCCUGAAGGUCAUGCCAUUUCACAUGCUCACCAUUGCAGAGGUUAUGCAUGUGGUUGCCAGAGGGGAGUGGUUUACUUCCAUCGACCUGAAGGAUGCCUAUUUUCAUGUUCCCAUCAUACCUCACGACAGGCAAUUCCUCCGGUUUGCCUUUCAAGGCCGUCAUUUUCAGUUCAGAGUGCUACCCUUUGGUCUCUCCCUCUCCCCAUGGGUGUUCACCCGCUGUGUGGCAGCAGCCCUCUCUCCCCUGCAAUCACGGGGCAUAAAGAUCCUUCCCUAUCUAGACGACUGGCUGGUGUGUGCACCUUCCCAGUCUCAAGUGGUGCGGGAUACGGCUGCUCUUCUGGCUCACGUGGCCUGGCUGGGUCUCAGGGUGAACAUCAGCAAGAGCUGUCUGACACCUUCCCAAAGUAUAACCUUCCUCGGUCUGGCUCUGGAUGAAGGCUUACCCAUCACUUCGGUGGGUGGACGACAUCCUCCGCCUCCUUCCCCUCUUCCGGCAGGGCAAGUGGUUGCCCUACGUGCAGUAUCUACGCCUCCUGGGCAAGUUGACAGCUGCCGCAACCCUCUGAUUCCCUCUGAUUAUGGCAACGCUGCAGAGGGUUCUUCAGCGGGGCCGCAGACUGCUGCUGGUGGCCCCCUUCUGGCCGGGGCGGACGUGGUUUCCUCUCCUUUACAGGCUCUGUCACGGCUCACCAUGGCGCCUCCCCGACAGGAAGGACCUCCUGUCUCACCUGGGGGGCUGGGUGUGGCAUCCCAACCCUCGCCGUCUUCAGCUGUGGGUCUGGCCUCUGCAGGGUCUGAUCCACUGCUGAAUGAGUGUAUAGGCACCAUCCGCAAUACUGUCCUGAACGCCAGAGCACCGUCUACCCGGGCACAGUAUGAGAACAGGCGGCGGCUGUUCUCUGGGUGGUGUUUAGGAAGGCAUGAGGACCUUGUGCACUGCUCUGUGCCUAUUAUUUUGGAGUUUUUGCAGUCCCUCCUGGAUAGCGGUCGGUCACCCUCUACCCUGAAGGUGUACGUAGCCGCCAUUUCAUCCCGGCAUGUUUAGUCAAUAACAACACGGUGGGAUGUCACAGGUUGGUGGCCCUCUUCUUGAAGGGGGCUCUGAGACUACGUCCCCCACGACUGCCGAGAGCUCCAGCAUGGGACCUGCCUCUGGUGCUGGAUGCUCUGUGCUCGCCACCCUUUGAGCCCCAGGCACAGGCAGCCCUACGGUGGUUGUCAGUGAAGACUGCCUUCCUACUCGCUAUCACCUCGGCAAAACGUGUUAGCGAGCUUCAUGCUCUGUCAAUCAGCAGUUCUUGCCUACGGUGGAACUCAGACGGUUCAGGGGUCACCUUAUGGCGAAUCCUGCAUUCUUGCCUAAGGUUUUGUCAAACUCGCACCUUAAUCAGCCUAUCCAGCUGGCUCGGUUUGACCCGCCAGUAGGGGAAGGGGAUGGGAAGUCGGUGCUGUUGUGUCCUGUGCGUGCUCUGAGGGCCUAUGUGGACAAUACUGUGGGUAUACGCCAGUCGGACCAGCUUUUCGUGUGCUUCGGCGGUCCAAGAAAAGGUUGCCCUCUCUCCAAACAGCGUCUGGCUCACUGGAUCGUGGAAGCCAUUUGUCACGCAUAUAAGACGGGUGGUCAUCCCCUGCCAUCUGGCGUGAGUUGCCACUCUGUGAGGAGCGUCUCCACAUCAUGGGCUGCACUGAGAGGAGUGCCUCUGGAGGCAAUAUGUCCAGCAGCCUCGUGGGCAUCGCCGAGCACUUUUGCAAGGUUCUAUCGAGUAAACAUUGCCUCUCCUCACCCACUGGGUGUGGUCCUCCUACCAAGUUCUUCUGCUUCCAGUCAAUAAGGUCUGUAUUUCGGAUUCCUCGUGACUUUGUUGGUAUUGGUCAUCCAGUGCUUAAAGCACCGCCUCUGGCGGUCAGGAAGGAUGAAAUAGAACGAUAGUUACGCAUGUAACUACGGUUCUAUGAAUCCUGGAUGACCGCCAGAGCGUUCAGUCACUCAGAAUCCUUGUGGCUUCGCGAGAAGAUUCUGCAGGAACAGAUCCCCUGGCGACACCAGAAGUUAUAGCCUGUCCGAGGUCAUCAGGGGGUCGCUCACAGGUCUUUCUUUAAGGUGGUCCACCACAACCUGAUUUGAACAGUUCACACCCAACACACACCCAUCGCAGGAGGAUGGCGGUGAAUGUCUACUCCACCUCUAUGACCAUAGAGAACCUGAGUCGCCAUGACAUGUUGGCAUGGGUUAACGACUCUCUACAGCUCACCUACACAAAGAUCGAGCAGCUGGGUUCAGGUGCUGCUUACUGUCAGUACAUGGACAUGCUGUUUCCAGGGUGCAUAUUGUUGAAGAAAGUGAAGUUCGGUGCUAAGUUGGAACAUGAAUACAUCCACAAUUUCAAGGUCUUACAGGCUGCAUUCAAGAGAAUGAAUGUGGACAAGAUCAUCCCUGUGGAGAGGCUGGUGAAGAGGAAGUUCCAGGACAACUUUGAGUUCCUUCAGUGGUUUAAAAAGUUUUUUGAUGCCAACUAUGAUGGGAAAGAAUACGACCCUGUACUGACACGGCAGGGCCAGGAAGGAACACCACCUCCACCCAACACAGGCCCCAUGAGAACAUCUCCCACAGUACCGAAGACUGUUCCCACCCCCCAGAGGCAGAUCAACGUAGCAUCAGCCCGCAAUGGAGGAGAUGCAGAGCUCAUAGAGCUCAACCAGCAGCUGCUGGAUAUGAAGCUGACUGUAGAGGGACUGGAGAAGGAGAGAGACUUCUACUUUGGAAAGCUGAGAGACAUUGAGCUUAUUUGCCAGGAACAUGAAAAUGAGAACAACGAAGUCCUUGGCAAAAUCAUGGAUAAACUGUAUGCUACAGAGGACGGAUUUGCACCACCAGAGGAUGAAGAGAUUGGUGAAGGGGCACAGGGAGACCAGGAGGAGUUCUGAACUCUUCCUCCUCUUUUCAUCACCUUCACCAUCCUAUCCCCCCCCCCCGUCUGCAGCUGUCCAUAUCCAUGACGACUUUGUUGCACAGCCUAUCUUCCCAAACUCUUACUAGCAAAGGACACUUAACCCAGACCUGUCUGGACCAGGGCCCAGCAGCCAGACCUGGCCUACUUGUCUUAUUCUAACCUGUUACCAGAGGGGACAGUUACCCUGCAGGGCUAGUUUAGCCUGCUAGUCUGUGAAAGGUUUAAGGUGAAUAGCAAUGAAAUUACAUGGAUCCAGCACUGACAGCCUGGAGCCAUCAGUGCUAUCAGUCUGUCUUAAGAGGCACGUCACUUUCUCUCACUGUGCACUUUGAUGGUGACCACACAGACUUGCAUCAGGGUUCAUGCAGAGUUUAUAAAUGAAGCCACACAUUGUUUUUGGAUUUGGAGUUUUGGAGUUUUAGGAUAUUUGAGCUGUAAAUUUCACAAGGUGAGAUUAUAAAUGGUUCCUAAGGACUUUAGGAAAAAAGCCUGCACUUAUACAGUAUUUUGAACAUAUUGCAUAUGAUGAAACAUAUGAACGUACAUUUAGCCCGCAGACAUAUCACAGACUUUGAACUGCUCACAUGUACAUGCAUAAAGGAAGUCAUCAUUCCAAGGUAAAAGCCCCACAGAGUAUGCUCUUAUUCACCAAGUUGUCCCACCAGGGAGGGUUUGCUCAUGAAACUGUUUUGACAGCUUGUUUAUGAGACAGCAUUAUCUAUUUAUGUCUUUAUUUAUUUGUCUUUUUUUGUGUGCUCUAUACAGUUUCUGAAAAAAAGCUGUUUUGGAUUUGGGGAAAUUGAAGGUCUUGCACUAAAUGUAGCGAAACAAACCGAUGGAAAUGAUCCAAAUGCCAACAUGCAGUGACUGGCUAUAGCCAGAAAGAUACAGAAAUAUGCUAUUUUAUAUUUUGUAGAUUUGUUUAAAAGAGGUUUGUUUUUUUUUAACAUUGAAUUCCUCAAUGGCCAUGUCAGAGGUGUCAGUGUAAAAUUUAUUUAUCAGACAAAUGUCAGGCUUUUAAUUCUAUGAAUGAACAAAUGUUAAAAAAAGAGUAAGACUACAGACAGACACUACUUAAUACUAAUGUUUGACUGUGUUAAUUGAGUUAAACGUUGUAGCUGCUAUCAUUAUCUUUCUGUUGCUACUUAAUUGAGUUUUGUUGCAAACCGUUAAAACACCACAGUGGUUGCCAAGGCACUAUGGGUGUGGUUUAUUGUGAUUGACAGCCAGGCCAAGUGUGAUUGACAGUAGUUGGACCAGCGAGAGAACAAAGUAUCAAACCCUCUCUCACCGUUAUCACCAUGUGAUAAACUUGCAUCAUUUGGACUUACUGCUGGAAUGAAAUAAAGCUCUGAGUUUCAAGAA